This is a messenger RNA of Histoplasma capsulatum G186AR, 1686 nucleotides long. RefSeq lists its product as uncharacterized. Gene Ontology annotation, molecular function: transmembrane transporter activity. The coding region runs from base 1 to 1686 and encodes 561 amino acids. NCBI's taxonomy places the organism in Eukaryota, Fungi, Ascomycota, Eurotiomycetes, Onygenales, Ajellomycetaceae. Gene Ontology annotation, biological process: transmembrane transport. Gene Ontology annotation, cellular component: membrane. The transcript has 3 exons. The record is from RefSeq and is a predicted model, not a curated record.
AUGAGCGGAAUCUCGGUGCAACCGCCGCCGCAAAAGGAACCUCACAGUCCCAGCCAUGCCAUUGCCAGCGAGCCAUGCGGAACAAAGCCCGAAUGCGUUGAGACGACCACUUGUGUCGACCCUGAAAAUGAAUCGGUGGAAAAUGUCGCUCCCAAUGAUGGCAUGAAGAAGAAGCCCAGCGCUGGGAUAAUCGUAGCGGCGUCAAGCAUGGUUUUCAUGAACUCGGCCUUGAACGGUAUGCUGACCGUGGGCCUGCCAUCGAUUGCGCGGGAUACCAGAUUGCCCGACAAUCUCAUACUAUGGCCAGCAUCCGUUUUCGGCCUGACCUGCGGCUGCACUCUUCUGCUAUCCGGGUCCAUUGGUGACCUUAUCGGCAGCCGCAGAGUCUACCUCACCGGCGGCCUGCUGCUCUCCGCCUUCACUCUGGGCUGCGGACUAGCGAGAACCGGUAUCCAGCUGAUCAUGUUCCGCGCGAUAUCCGGCAUUGCCAUCUCGAUGUGUCUGCCCACCGCCGUGAGCAUCAUUACGUCCUCGUUCCCCAAGGGCAAGCGGCGGAACGUCGCUUUCGCCUGCCUGGGCGCCGUUCAGCCGGUGGGCUUUUCGAUCGGCCUGACUCUCGGCGGUGUCCUGGUUGACACCCUGGGCUGGCGAUAUGGGUUUUACAUCGUCUCCGGCGCCAUCGCCCCGUUCCUCCUCCUGGCUUUCUGGGGGAUUCCCAAGGACCCCCUCAAGACAGCACCCAUCACGCGGCAGCGCCUGGCCUCCGAAAUCGACUGGGUAGGAAACGUCUGCAUCAGCGCCUCGCUCGGAAUGUUCUCCUACAGCUUCGCAGUAAUGUCCGGCGACAUCAAAUCCCUUAUCCGCCCGGGAAACCUAGUCAUCCUCAUUCUCGCCAUCCUCUUCCUCGCCGCCUUCAUAUACUGGGUAACCCGCCAGGAAUCCCUCAACCGCAUCGCCCUGAUCCCGCCUUCCCUUUUCCGCUCCACCCCUGACAGCCCUAACCGCGCCCGUAACUUCUCCGCAAUCUGCAUCUCCGUCUUCUUCACUUGGGCCAUCUUCAACGCCAACCAGUACUUCACAACCCUCUACUUCCAGAAGAUCCAGCACCUCUCCACGCUCGAAACAUCCGCCCGUUUCGUGCCCAUGAUCGUCUCCGGCGCCAUUGCGAACAUCAUGACGGGCCUCACCGUGGGCCGCGUCCGCGCUGAUAUCCUCUGCGUCGGCACCGCGGCCAUCUCAGCCAUCGCGCCGCUGAUGCUGGCCGUGGCGGACCCGUCCUGGUCGUACUGGGCAGCGGCAUUCGUUGCCACAACCGCUAUUCCGAUCUCGGCAGACACGCUCUUCACGAUAUCCAAUCUGGUCAUCACGUCUAUUUUCCCGCCCAAAACGCAUGGGCUGGCUGGCGGGGUAUUCAAUACCAUUUCGCAGAUAGGGAUGUCGGUGGGGCUGGCGGUGACUGCCGUGAUUUCUAGUUCCGUGGCGGAGCAUGAGAGGCGGCAGGUGGCAAGUGGUGGUGAUAACGAUGGCCAGGGUAAGAAUGACCAAUAUGCCCUGCUGCAAGCGUAUAAGGCUACGUACUGGGCGUUGUUUGGGGGGAGUAUUGUCGUUGUCGUGCUGAGUUGGUGGGGGCUGCAGCGCAUUGGGAAGGUUGGCCUUAAGGAUCGAGUGAGGCCGGUGGAUUAUUGA